This is a messenger RNA of Ostreococcus tauri, 918 nucleotides long. Its product is annotated as Alpha/beta hydrolase fold-1. Gene Ontology annotation, molecular function: lipase activity. Gene Ontology annotation, cellular component: membrane. The transcript has a single exon. Bases 1 to 918 code for a protein of 305 amino acids. The record is from RefSeq and is a predicted model, not a curated record. NCBI's taxonomy places the organism in Eukaryota, Viridiplantae, Chlorophyta, Mamiellophyceae, Mamiellales, Bathycoccaceae.
AUGCCGUGCGCGUGCGCGUGGAUCACCGGUGCCGGCACCGGCGCCCCCCUGUGCUCGUACGACUUUCAACCCAAAGAAGAACCCCUCGCCGUCGUCGUCUUCUUACACGGCGUCGGCGAACACGCUCGAAGAUACGAUGGUUUCUUCAGACUUUUGAAUUCCAAAAAGAUACACGUCGUGACGUAUGAUUGCGUCGGACACGGCGCGAGCGAUGGACUUCCGGGAUACAUCCAGAGCUUCGAUGACGUGGUGAAGGACGCGAGAGGGGUCUUGAGGCGAACGCGGGAGAGAUUCGGAGGCGGCGUCCCUAUAGUUUUGUGCGGACAGUCAUUCGGUGGGCUGGUGGCGGCGACGGUGGCGGCGAUGGAGGGUGCUGAAGGCGACGGCGCGUUGGAUGGGCUAGUAUUGACAGCGGCGAGCGUGGACGUGCACUGGACGCCGGUUUUGAGGGCACAGGCGGCGGUGGGUGCUGCGCUCGCCGCGGCUGCGCCUAAAGCUCGGUGGGUUCCGGCGGUUCGGUUGGAGGACAUGACGAGCGACGCGGCGACGUUGGAGUCGUACGCGAGCGACCCGUACGUCCAACUCGGUGGGGUGCGGUGUAAGACGGCGUACGAGAUCUUGAGAGGCUUUAGAUCGUUACGGAAUCGGUACCAAAGUGUGCGGUGUCCGCUCUUGGUGCUGCAUGGUGGCGACGACGCGUGCGCGGAUAAAAACGCGGCGAGGCGCUUGGUGAGCGAAGCGUUGAGUUCAACGAAAGAGUACGUUGAGUUUGCAGGGAUGCACCACCUGAUUUUACAGGAACCUGGAAGCGAUGCGGUGCAGGCGCGCGUGGUAGACUUCAUCGAAAACGUGGCGCGUUCCAACUCGCGCCGACGCUCCAUGCAUUCCUCGAGCUCUUCACUUCGAUCGAGACUGUAA